UUUUUUUUUUUUUUUUUUUUUUACCCUUUCACUUAAAUUUGAUAAAUUCAGCCAGUUAGAACUGACAGUUGAGUUUCACGUGAUGGUGUACGAGUAUGUUACCAAAUUUAUUUCAGCAUAUGAACACUCAGCGCAAACGUUCAAUGAUAAAAAUAAAUUAGAAUUAUCUGAAAAAUGCCUCUAUGUCCUGAAUGGGGAAUAGGCUAUCUGAAACCCAGACAGUCUUCCAUAAGUUAGUUUUCUGACUUGUAAAAUGUUUGCCUUGAUGUCAGAACCAGGACUUAAACCACUGAACUGUUACAACAGUCUGUGUCAUGGCAUUCAGCUGUCUUUAUUGAGUAAACUUGGGAUUAGUCUAGAUCCUGAUUACCAAAACAAUGUUGAUGACGUCCCCAACAUGGUGGUGCUGACUUUACCACCCCUACAUUCUUAUGGGAAAAGCACGGGAAUAUGGGGGUUUGGGCGGGGAACAUUCACAUGCUUGUUUUGCAUAAACCACAUUUGUCUAUCAAACUAACUUUUGGGUGUCGUAUUCAUUACUACAUCCAUACCUAUUCUAGUAUAGGACACAAUACCAAAUUAAUUUUUCCCACUGCAUCGUGUUCGAUACAUCAGUCCUACCUACUUUUAGGUUAAGACACAAUACCGAAAUAAUAUUUUCCUCAGUAUUGUGUUCUAUACUUAAGCCCUACCUACUUUAGUAUAGGACGCAAUACCGAAUUAAUAUUUCCCAGGGUAUCGUGUUCUCUACUUCAGUCCUACCUAUUAGGUAUAAAACACAAUACCGAAGAUAUGUUCCCUAUGGUAUCGUAUUGCUGUAAGAACAUAGAGGUUGUAAUUACUUCAGCACAACCUUGUUGCUGACUUCAUCAAUAUCACUGCCAUAUCACAAUGUAAAUGUGCACGUGUGUGUAUGUAUAUGUUUGUGUAUAUAUGUGUGUGUGUAUGUAUAUGUGUGUGUGUAUUUGUGUGUGUGUGUGUGUAUAUAUUGAAGGGUACUUGUUGCAGAUCAGCAAAUAACCUCCAACCCACGCAUGGAUAAACUAUAAAAAAGUACCCUCACAAGAUAUGUACCUUAAAACAAAUGACAAUGUCCUAAGCUGGAUUAGGAAUGGCUACUAGAGCUAAUGAAGAACAAAGACAAUUCCUUUUUCACAGUGUUGAAGACCACAGGAAGCAAUUCCCUAAUUGCAAAAAAACUUCAUUAAAACGAAAAUUUGUUUAAGUUGGAAUUAUUAUUUUACUAAGCACCUAAGUGUUCAUUUAAAAAAAUGUAUUUUGAAAAUAAAAUGAUAUCUAUUAGCAUCUUUAAUUUAUUUGCAUGUUUUAAUUUGUUACCCUUUUUUUACCCAUAUUCAAGGCCGAUGUUGUGCGGGCUUAAUUUAAAUUUACUAAAGGAAUUUUUUAUAUUGUCAUUUAACGGAAAAGGGGAAAAAAUAAGGGUUGGGGAACCUAGAAUUACGAAGUUAUUUAUUUCCCCCCCAAAGGCUGUGUCAAAGAUUAUAGGAAGAAAUUCACGGAAUGCAAGAAAAAAAAUCAUCAAGACGUAAAUUUGUUUAAGUUUGAAUUAAGACGCUUUUUAUAAACAUUCCAAAUCUGUAUUUCUUUUACUAAAAAAUAUUCAUUGAAAAAUAAUAAAAAAUAUAACAGCAUUUAAAAUUUAUUAGUGAGUUUUAAUUUUUAAACCUACAUUGCCAUAUUCAAUGGCAAUGCGGCACGGGUUAACGUUAAAAUUUUUAAAAGAUAUUUUGUAUAUCGUCAUUUUAAAGGGAAAGGAAAACAAAUGAGGUGUGGGCAACCCGGAAUUACAAAGUUUUUUUUUCAUCCCUACAAAUGAAUUGGUCCAUGCAAAAAGGGCUUCAGUCCAUUUUUUCCGCAAUUCCAGUUUGAAUAUGCAACAUUACCUAAGAAGGUAAAUACACAUUUCUACGCCAAAAAGACUUCAGUCCAAUGCACUGUUACCGUAGUAACAGACUGUUAAUUUCACUGUUCCAUGCAGCAAGGGCUUCAGUCCUGGACUGAAGCCCCUUUUGCAUGGAAUAAAGUUUGGGAAUUUUUGUUGUAGCGGCGCACUAUUGAAAUAUUCUGUGACAUUAUGUUUCCUAACCUGUUAUUCAAAAUGUUUAUAACAAAAGAAUGUUGAAUAUGCAGUUUGUUUGUUAAAUGAUGGUAAAUUAGUAAGUUUUAUACAAAGAUAUUGUUAAAUAAUGUCAUCAGAAAGUGAAGGCACAGACAAUGUAGAAGAAAGAGGUAUAAAGAGGAAAAGUACACCAUCUUCUUGGAAAAGAAAUAUAAGAAAAACUGCAAGAUGUAAAGGGGAGGAAUACCUAACCUCCAAAGGCAAUUUGAUUCCAGCCAGAACAACAGGACCUCCAUGCAGGUAGGUCUAUAACUACCAAUGUUAUCUAAAGCUUGUAUUUGUUAUAUACAUUACAAUAUUAGGCACUUACUUAUGUAUUUCUGAUAUCAAGAGAAUUAGUUUUAGUAGGCCUAAAUCUCUCAAUGCACUAUAUAUAUUUCCUUUAUUUUCCAACAAUCACAAAAAUAUUUAUCGUUAUGUUUUCAGAUGUCAGAGAAUGAAGUGUUUUGAGAAGAUCUCAGAUGAUGAAGCUAUUGAUGUGCUAAGACGUUUGCAUGAUUUGCCUACAAAAAAUCAACAAGACACAUUUAUUCAAUCUCUGAUUGAUAUACAUGAUGUUGAUCGCCGUCGACCUCGGAAGAAAGAGGGGGCAAGAAUUGUUGACAAAGUUUACAAAUACUAUGUUAUUAUAGGCCAUGUAAAGAGAGAGGUAUGUUACAAAGCUUUCUUAUCAUUGUUUGCUAUUACUGAUAAACGAGUGAAGAGGAUUAGAAAACUUGCUUUAUUGGGCAAAAGUCCCGUUGAUGAAAGAGGGAAAACAUCAAGUGCUAACACACUUCCACCUGAAGUUCGGGAAAAAAUUAGAAACCACAUUCUUAGCUUUCCAGUUAAAUGCACAAAAUACACUGGUAAAACAAAAUCAUAUCUCGAUGCCAGACUGUCUGUAAAGUCCAUGUAUAAUCUAUUCAAAGAUAAAAAUCCUGACAUUAACUGCAGUUAUCAGUUUUUCAUUAAGUUUUUCAAUGAAAACUUUUCUCUAUCAUUUGGCAGACCCCAGGUUGAUUGCUGCUGUACUUGUGAAGAGUUAAAACUUAAAAUUAAAAGCCCUCACAUAAAUGAAGCAGCCAAGAGGUGUGCGGCAGCGGAACUAAUGAUUCACAGAAGGAGGGCAAAGAAGUUUUAUAAUGAACUUAAAAAAGAACGAGACUGCAAAACUGAACCACACGUUCUGUCCAUCUGUAUGGAUUAUAUGCAAAAUAUUCAAUUGCCACGAAUCCCAGUUCAAGAGACUUUCUAUAUGAGGCAGUUAACAGUCAAUGUUUGCUGCAUACAUAACAUAAAGGAACAUAGUGCUAUGUUAUACCUUUAUCAUGAGGGUACUGCCAACAAAGGCCCAAAUGAAGUGUGCUCACUUUUAACGGAUUAUUUGAACACGGUUCCUCCAGAAAUUAAGGAGAUAAGGAUUUUCUCUGACAACUGUUCUGGCCAAAACAAAAACCACUCACUGGCACGUUUGUUAUUGGCUUUAACACAAACUGGUCGAUUUAAUAAAAUAGAACAGUUCUUCCCCAUCAGGGGUCAUUCGUUUCUCCCCUGUGACCGAGAUUUUUCAAUGAUUAAAAGACAGCUGAGGAAACAUGACCGUUUAUAUUCCUUAAGAGAAAUCACUGAAUUAGUAAUCAAGAGCAGUAAUAAUAAUAAGUUUAUGGUGACACAUGUGAAAUCGGAACACAUAUUCGAUUACAAAAAUUGGUGGCCUCAAUAUUACAAAAAGUCUGUCGUUUCAGAAGAAACGCGCCCGAGAUCAGUUCCAAAAGAUGAUAAGCAACAGUUUGGCAUAAGUUCCUUCAUGCAUUUUUCUUUUAGUCAAGAAAUGCCUGGAACAAUUGUUGCACGAAAAUUUAUCAAUGGUAUGAUACUACAUACUUUUGGUUUGCGGCAAGCAAUGACGAACCCCGAAUUUCCACCAUGCAUUGCUUAUCCAGAAAGGAAGGUCCCCAUUAAAAAAAAGAAACUAGAUGACAUACGAAAACUUCUGCCCUAUAUUCCCGAGGAGCAUAAACAAUUUUACAUUGAUAUUUCUAACUGGCCAACAGCUGAAAACAUUGAUUUGGAAGUACAAGAUGAUUAACUGGAGAACAUUGAUUUGUAGGUACAAGAUGAUUAACUAACUGUGUAUAAUUUAAUUUUUGACACACUGUACAUGAGUAAAUAAACUAAUAUGUAGUAAAAUAUAACAUAUUGUAUCUUCUUUUCUACCAUUUUGUUGGAUAAGAAACAAUUAAAAUAAUAUAUAUACUAAAAUAACAAUAAAAUAUAAAAGAGUGUUUAAUAAAAUACUUUUCCAUGCAAAAAUGGCUUCAGUCCAACAUAUUUUAUAAUUUUUUUUCGACAAACUAUAUACAAGAACAGUAAUAUAGAUAAUUCAUAUGAGUGGUGAAAUUGUUAGGUACCAUAUUAAAAAAAGGUGUUAUUAUAUUAUUAAAAUCUUCUGGCGCAGACAGUUUUUUGUGUUUUUCUCAAAAACACUUAUUUGGACUAAAGACCUUUUUGCAUGGAUCGAUUCA
Bacillus rossius redtenbacheri is the source of this 4647-nucleotide messenger RNA. RefSeq lists its product as uncharacterized. The transcript has 2 exons. The coding region runs from base 2577 to 4211 and encodes 544 amino acids. Lineage: Eukaryota; Metazoa; Arthropoda; Insecta; Phasmatodea; Bacillidae. The record is from RefSeq and is a predicted model, not a curated record.